This is a messenger RNA of Erythranthe guttata (spotted monkey flower), 842 nucleotides long. RefSeq names its product protein C2-DOMAIN ABA-RELATED 7. NCBI's taxonomy places the organism in Eukaryota, Viridiplantae, Streptophyta, Magnoliopsida, Lamiales, Phrymaceae. The record is from RefSeq and is a predicted model, not a curated record.
UAAUAAUCGAAAAUAAAAAAAUAAAAAAAUAAAAAACGGUAGCCACACAUUUAGCAUAUAUACCGCCGAAUUUUUUCUUGUCCUAAAGAAUCUAACACAGUUGGCAUUUAAUUUUUUUCAAAAUGGAAGCUUUGGGUCUUCUGAGAAUUAGGGUUCGCAGAGGAAUCAAUCUCGGUGUGCGUGAUAAUAGGUCCAGUGAUACUUACGUCGUCGUCGAAUGCGGAUCUCAGAAGGUGAAGACUAAAGUAAUGGAAAACAACUGCAACCCUAUUUGGAACGAAGAGUUGACUAUUUAUAUCAAUGAUCUAAAAGUCCCCAUCAUUCUGUGUGUGUAUGAUGAAGACACAUUUACGAAAGAUGAUAAAAUGGGAGAUGCUGAAAUAGACAUUAAACCUUAUGUAAAAUGUCUGAAGAAGAAGGGAUACGAGGGUGUUUCGGACGGAACCAAAGUCGAAAGAAUCGAGCCGAGUUCCGAUAACAGUCUUGCUCGCGAGAGCUUUAUCGUGUGCAACAAAGGGAAACUUAUCCAAGAAAUGACACUUAGGCUUAAAAACGUCGAAUGUGGCGAAGUUGAGGUCGAAAUCGAAUGGCUUAAUCUUCCAGGUGGCAGUGGUCUACAUGAUUAAUUAAAGGAUUUUUUUCUCUACUUAAUUAGUAGCAAUUGCAUCAAUAAGUGCCAUCUGUGCGUGUGCGUGUGUGUGUGUGUGUGUAUGUGUGUGCGCAUGUGCGUGUGCGUGUGAGUGUUCUUCUGUAAGAUUGUUGUAACGAACUUUCGUAGUGUGAUAACAAGAUUUAACCGAAAAUUGCGCAAUCAGUGAAAGUGUCGUACGAGCUUAUCUUUA